UUAGGGGCCCAGCCCCAGCAUGUGGAAGGGUUUAUAAGCUGGGGCACUGGGCUCCUCAGCACAAGGCCAUUCUUUCUCAUCCCCGUGCUCUCUGGCCUCCGGCUCUCCAAGCAGCAUGGCCUUCAACGGCAAGUACGAGUUCGAGAGUGACAAGAAUUAUGACGAGUUCAUGAAGCGCCUCGGGCUCCCCAACGACGCUAUCGAAAAGGGCCGAAACUUCAAGAUUGUCACGGAGGUGCAGCAGGAUGGACAGAACUUCACCUGGUCCCAGCACUACCCGGGGGGCCACUCCAUGACCAACAGGUUCACCAUCGGCACGGAGUGUGACAUGGAGACCAUGGGGGGCAAGAAGUUCAAGGCUACCGUGCACAUGGACGGGGGGAAGAUAGUGGUGGACUUCCCCAACUAUCACCAGACCUCGGAGGUUGUGGGUGACAAACUGGUAGAGAUCUCCACCAUCGGAAACGUGACCUAUGAGCGUGUGAGCAAGAGGCUGGCCUGAGCAAGCAUGUGGGGCUGCCCCGGGACCACAAAGCCACUAGUAAAGCUGCGAUAAGAACAGA
This is a messenger RNA of Nyctereutes procyonoides (raccoon dog), 563 nucleotides long. RefSeq names its product fatty acid binding protein 6 (gene FABP6). Lineage: Eukaryota; Metazoa; Chordata; Mammalia; Carnivora; Canidae. The transcript is spliced from 4 exons. Gene Ontology annotation, biological process: fatty acid transport. Gene Ontology annotation, cellular component: nucleus; cytosol. Gene Ontology annotation, molecular function: fatty acid binding. The record is from RefSeq and is a predicted model, not a curated record. The coding region runs from base 116 to 502 and encodes 128 amino acids.